AUGUCGUUCAGACGAUUCGUGGAGCCAGGCUGGCCGCCUCAGGCAGAUCGACCUUUUCGUUCGCACCUUCAUCCGGCCUGUCUAUCCUGCCGUCGACGCAAAUUGCGAUGUAGAGUCGAUCGUGGUUCUGAAGAGUGUGCCGUGUGCCAGGCCCGGGGUGAGAAAUGCAUAUUUCCAGAUCGGCCCAAGGGAGGAGCGGGAGGAGCGACGAGCCGGCGGAUACCUCCACCACGACCGCAUCGAGUCGAGCCUCAAGCAGAACCCAUGGGCCAGAUCAGGAAUGAAGGGCAAGCUCUACAGGCCAAUCCUAAUACAUCAACACCAGUUACGACCAAGUCUCGGGUAGAUGUGACCUGGACUCCCACACGCCAAGGCACUGGCGCAACAGCUCCUGAGAAAGUUUACGACCACGAGCAGAGGUCUACUACUACAGUUCUCCAUACCAUAACCGUGGACAACGAAACGGACGAGGAAAUUUCGCAUGUGGUCGGACCUGCCGUUGCAAGAGACGCCAAAAUCCUAGGGGACUGGGUCUCAAAUCCUUCCGAAACAUUUAACAAGCAAACCAGGUCAUCAUUUCCUAAUGGACUGGGAACCAAUAACACACGAAAUUCUGGUCUAUUCACUACUGUUCGCAUGCAGCCUUUGGGGUUGAGGCGAGAUAGGAUGCAAGAUUGGCGUAAAUGCCAAUUUAUAGAGAAGUUGACCGAGCCAUGUGCAGGGGAUCUUGUUGAGAUAUACCUUGAAAAGUCCAACGUAUGCUUUCCCAUGCUCGAUGAUAUCAGUUUUCGGCAACUUUACUCCGAAAAGAAAGAGGAUCUCUCGCCAGUUCUAUUGUCCUGUCUGUAUGCUAACGCCACGGCCUAUUGGGGAAAGUCCAACAAACUGCGACUCGAUUCUCUAAGGUGCCCGGACAUUCCUUUCAUAUGGUCUCAGGCUCUGGAGUCGCUGUUCAAUGCUCUCCUAUUCUCACCUGAGCUUUCCACUGUCAUUGCCGUCUUGCUGAACAUUGGAGGUCGUCCAACAACUACUACAACUAGUAACUCAAUAGCAUUGGGAGGAGCUGUUGCUUUAUCUCAGUCGCUCGGCCUGAAUCGUGACUGCAGCACCUGGGAAAUCGCUGAUUCAGAGAAAUCUGCACGUGUACGGAUUUGGUGGGGAAUACUCAUCCAUGACCGAUGGUCUAGUCUUGCGUAUGGCACUCCUUAUCAUGUUCAGAACUGUCAUCAUGAUGUGCCGGUGCCAUCCAUCACGGAUAUCGUGGGACAGGUAUCAGAUGGCUUGAAACAAGAAGCAGGCUUUAUAUUCAUUGCGCUGUGCAAUCUGACCGAAUCUGUGCUUGCCCCUUGCCUCGAACUGAUCUAUAGCAUGCCGUCUCGAUCACAAGCAUCCGAACCGCGUGAGAGGCAACUUAAACACCUCGAGCUAAGACUAGAUCAGUGGGAGCAAGGUCUAUCCGAUGGCUUACGAAAGCUUGUUGUUCGUGGAACCCAGUUGAAAGUCCCGGGGGCGGCAAAUCUCAGGCUCUGCUACCUGUCGAUCACGAUGUUAUUCCGGAGAAUGGAACUGAAUUUUGCUAGCCAAGGACAAUUAGAGCUGGAUUUGGACGCAAGCAUUCAUCGAAACCUCCGGGCACAGAAAUCUGCAGAAGAAAUUGUCCAUUUUGUUCAAGACCUAGGUGAGGAUGAGCUCAAUGAUUUUUGGCUGUCCGAGGCAUCCUUUCUAUUGGCCUAUGCAGCAACACUGCUACUAGGGUGUGCUCUAGAUAGUCCAGACAAGUCAUCUGGUCUCAGCAACCAUCCUGCUGUGAGAAGAACUCACAAUCUAGUGACCGCCCUAAGAUCACACAAAGAGAUAUAUGGCUGGGAGCUAGGUGACCUUUGUCUAGCUCAGUGUGGCGAGAUCGUCGACAAAUUAUCGACACCAGAAGAGAUUGACAUCGAAGACUUUACUCAGGAGUUGCAGCAAACUCUUAUGAAUGAAAGUCUGGCCGUGGAUGAACUCUUUCCCAGUGUGUGGGAUAUGUUUAACGGCACAUGA
Capronia coronata CBS 617.96 is the source of this 2040-nucleotide messenger RNA. RefSeq lists its product as uncharacterized. The coding region runs from base 1 to 2040 and encodes 679 amino acids. Gene Ontology annotation, cellular component: nucleus. The transcript has 3 exons. Gene Ontology annotation, biological process: DNA-templated transcription. NCBI's taxonomy places the organism in Eukaryota, Fungi, Ascomycota, Eurotiomycetes, Chaetothyriales, Herpotrichiellaceae. Gene Ontology annotation, molecular function: DNA binding; DNA-binding transcription factor activity, RNA polymerase II-specific; zinc ion binding. The record is from RefSeq and is a predicted model, not a curated record.